AUAUAAUUGCCGGUGAAUGCUUGUAUUUAAACACCAAAGGAGGAGCGGAGGGUUCCCCCAUUCCCUACACUUUCCUUUGUUUAUUUUCUGUCACCGAUUUCUCACCUUUUUCCCAUUUUUUUUACACAAUUUUUCUAUUUCUUUUUCAAUUUUCAUCUUCAAAUCUCCCAUAUUAACCAAAUAUAAUCAUUACAAAUAAAUUAAAUUUCUCGGGUUUCCAUUUUUAACAUACCCAAAUCAAAAUCUUGCAAAAUCUUCUUAUUUUUUCAUUGAUUCUACAUUAUUCUUGAAGUUAAUUACUAACUGGGUAUCAAUAAUUUGGUGAAAAUUUCUCAAUUUUGUUGUCGUUGUUGUUAUUGGGUGGGGGGAGGGAAGAUGUGAUUGAAAAGUAAUGAUUAAGAGGCAAAACUUGCAAUCAAUGGCUGCUACGAUAAGCAAAGGAUUGCCUGGGUUGUUUAAAAAUGACAGAAAAAUAUCAACCUUUAACCAUUCUCACAGCUCAAGAAGAAUCAAUGUUGCCAACAUUGGGUUUAAUUUAAAGGGUUGUGCUGAUUAUCGGGAGAAAGUUCCUAACUUGAAGAGUAAAGAUGUUGGGUUUUAUAAAACUAGGGUUUUCACUCUUCCCCAGCAACCCUUUUCCGAGGUGGAGCUACAAUUGCAGGAUCAGAAGAGAAAUCAUGGGGUUUUGGAUGUUAAUAAUGGUGGUAGUUCAUUGCCUGAGAAGAUUGUUGUUGCUGUUGAUGUUGAUGAGGUCCUCGGAAACUUUGUCUCGGCUCUAAACAGAUUCAUUGCUGAUCGUUAUUCCUCAAAUCAUACGGUGUCUGAAUAUCACGUAUACGAGUUUUUCAGGAUAUGGAACUGUUCCCGUGAUGAAGCUGAUAUCCGUGUUCAUGAGUUUUUCAAGUCAUCUUAUUUCAAGAAUGGGAUCUACCCUCUACCAGGAGCUCAAAAGACCCUUAACAACUUAUCAAGCUUUUGCAACUUGUCUGUUGUCACGUCUCGUCAAAAUGUCAUCAAAGAUCACACUAUUGAGUGGCUUGAGAAACAUUAUUCAGGACUCUUCGAGGAGAUCCACUUUGGCAAUCACUUUGCUUUAGAUGGAGAAUCAAAACCCAAGUCAGAGAUUUGCAGGUCAAUGGGAGCAAAGGUGUUGAUUGAUGAUAAUCCAAGAUAUGCAUUAGAGUGUGCUGAAGUUGGAAUUAGUGUACUACUUUUUGAUUAUCAGAACUCUUAUCCUUGGUGCAAGACUGGAUCGAAUAAUCAACACCCCCUCGUGACUAAAGUUCAUAACUGGGAAGAAGUUGAACAACAGUUAGUAUCUUGGAGGUUUUCGUCGCAUCUAUAGCAUAAUAGCAAUAGAGUUUUCAAUUUGUGAAAGAGUUUAGUUUCUUUCAUCUUAAAUGAGAUGGUGGUAACUAGUAGCAAGGAACUAUUUCUGGGUGGCUUUAGGUUUUUCUCAAGCAACCAAACUGGAAAAUUGAAGCAUAGUGUUAUUCUGAUUUUUCCUUUGC
Messenger RNA from Spinacia oleracea (spinach), 1511 nucleotides. RefSeq lists its product as uncharacterized. Gene Ontology annotation, biological process: deoxyribonucleotide catabolic process. Gene Ontology annotation, molecular function: 5'-nucleotidase activity. NCBI's taxonomy places the organism in Eukaryota, Viridiplantae, Streptophyta, Magnoliopsida, Caryophyllales, Amaranthaceae. The transcript has 6 exons. The record is from RefSeq and is a predicted model, not a curated record. Bases 392 to 1345 code for a protein of 317 amino acids.